CGCCGUAAAACCUCUACUAAAACAAAUUAAAAGUUCUUGAGGAAAAUACAGAAAUACUGAGUACUUUAUGAAAAGGAGACACAGUGAUAAUAAUGUAUGACUUGCUUUGUGUUAGUGAAUAUUGAAUAAUGAAUGUUUCUGAUGAACUAAUCUAUUAAACAACAACAACAACAACAACAACAACAACAACAACAACAACAACAACAACAACAACAACUAAAACCCAAAAACAAAACAAAACAAAAUAUAAAACAACCAACCAAAUUAGUAUUCGACUACGGUGUUCGAACAUCAUAAAUACCGACUUUAUGCUUCGAGGGUUCGAUUAAGUUCCGUUUCCACAAAACAGCACAGCACGACUAGUGAUCGGUUCAUUCUGCUUCAGAGCUCCUCUUUACCGCGUGUUAUUCGAUUCAGUGAUCUUAAUUAUUGGUGUGUAUGUUAUGCGCGUGUUGUGUGCUUGAGUGGAAUUCCGUAAUAAGUUCUGAUCGGUCGGUCAGCCGAAAGAGCAAUCAUCGAGCACACACAAUGAAGCCUACCUCCUAAAGCUCCCAGGAGAGAGGAGCCUGGUGCCACCACUUCUGCUGGCAAAGACGGUCAGUUGAGGAGCCUGAGCCACCCCCAUCAUGCCCCUCACCACCACGGCAGCGCCCCCUGAGGUCACCAUCGACCUGGAUGAGUGGGACAAGUUGAUGAUUGUCGUCUGCGUGGCUCUCUUCCUCCUCCUCGUCCUCAUCAUCGUGGUGUGUGUCCUGAGUCCUCAUUGCUGGCUCUACGACUACUGUCCCUGCCAGUAUGCCAGUCGACCAGACAAAUCCACCGUCCAGCCGGUCUACGGCUCCAUACACGACCCUACGUCACAUCCGGCCACCAGGAAGGGUCAGUCCCUCAAGUCCAAAGCCGGCCAUAAAUGGCACCCCAUGACCCCGCUCCGCGAGUCCGAGCUCUCGGAUUGGUCAGACAUCAGCAUGCCAGAAAUCAUAGAGAUGAAACAGAGACCUACAUAAAGAUAACUCUGAUGUACGACGGGCGACAGCUCAAGAAAAGCAAGACUUCCGCGAAGGGGAACGAUCUGAACCCCGUGUAUAACGAGACGUUUGUCUUUGAUGUGCCUGCCUAUCAGCUGGACAAGGUGUACUUCAGUAUAGCAGUCAUUGGCGUGGAGAAAGACAAAGAAGACGGCCGACACUUACUGGGGCGGCUCUAUAUUGGCGUGAACUUUGACCCAGAUGCGCGCGCGCAGUGGCUGGAGAUGGUUCACAACGCACGCAAACAGGUCGCCUGCUGGCACAAGCUACAGAGCUAACCCCACGACUACUGUCUUUCCAGGGGUUGGAACCCCAACCCUCCAAUCGUUGGUCGAGUCUCGUUCAAUACUGUUGUUGUUGCUUUCUUAGGGAACGUUCCUUUUCAGCCGAAAAACUAACCGUGUGGUGAAGCGUGCUCUCUGGGUUUCGAACCCGGGACCUUGCAAUGGAUUCGUGUAUCUGUUUCUGAGUAUAUAUAUAUUUCUAGAAGACUAUCUUUUGGUGGCUUUAGAGCGAAGGGCAGGGCUGAGCUGGUCUGUCUUCUCGCAGGAUUUGAACACAAACCGUUUAAAUAGCUAUCCGAGUUAUACACGCUCCUUGACACAUUGAACCCAAUUUAGAUCCGAGCUGCCACGUUCUUCAAGGAAUUGGAACCUCAGACCUUCAGUACUUUGCCUCACCGCUGUGCAUUGGUUGUUUUAACAGUAGAUUAUAUUAUGCUCUUCGCUAUUGUUCGCAAAAGACGUUCAUUUGAUUCCUAAAUCGGAACGUUUUUCUUCAAAACAGUUUAGACUCCGAACAUUACCAAAGUGUCCAGUAUAAUAAUAUUAUUAUUGGAACAAAAUAAUAAUAGUUUGUUUUAGCUGGAGUUUCAUGGCACUUGCUGCACAGGUAUAGGUAAUAUAAGUGCCGAGGAAAAUGAUUUCCUCUAAUGUUUUAAGCCCUAAAUCCCUGACGUCUGUGGUGUAGCAGUUAAUCCCUGACGUCUGUGGUGUAGCAGUAAAUCCCUGACGUCU
Aplysia californica (California sea hare) is the source of this 2044-nucleotide messenger RNA. RefSeq names its product synaptotagmin-A. NCBI's taxonomy places the organism in Eukaryota, Metazoa, Mollusca, Gastropoda, Aplysiida, Aplysiidae. Gene Ontology annotation, molecular function: calcium-dependent phospholipid binding; SNARE binding; phosphatidylserine binding. Gene Ontology annotation, biological process: regulation of calcium ion-dependent exocytosis; calcium-ion regulated exocytosis; cellular response to calcium ion. The record is from RefSeq and is a predicted model, not a curated record.